AGUAGUAACAUGUUAAAUUAAAGUAAUAAAUAUUUACAUUUCCAAGUGUCGGUGGUUGAAAAAUUUUUAAUAAAUUAAGUACUUCCAUUUAUGAACGUCUAGAUUAUAUUAACUACUAAUGGAUGUAAAAGGCACUCAAGUGCAUACCACGGCAAAGGAAUCCAAACGCAGGAGUGGACCCUGUCCGUGGCUUUGUAACCCGGUACCAAUUAACGUACCGGUUCCUGGUCAAGCACAAGCAGUUAUACAUCCUAGAAAAGAUGUCUUUGUUCUAAAGGUUGCAAAAAUAGGACCCACCGGUGACCGUCGUUGUAAAAUGGAGCUCGAGCUAGUGACCCCUAAGGGACCGGAAAAGCCCGUCCCAAUCCGCCACGACACCCGGGAGGUUCAAUGUGAAGCCGAACCUGACCCUUGCUGUUGCACCAAACCAAAAAAGAAAAGGAAAUAAAUUCUGCACUAUAUAAAUAUUAAAAAUUUCAAAUAUCAGUUGUUGAAAA
This is a messenger RNA of Pararge aegeria (speckled wood butterfly), 497 nucleotides long. RefSeq lists its product as uncharacterized. NCBI's taxonomy places the organism in Eukaryota, Metazoa, Arthropoda, Insecta, Lepidoptera, Nymphalidae. Bases 119 to 448 code for a protein of 109 amino acids. The transcript has 2 exons. The record is from RefSeq and is a predicted model, not a curated record.